Messenger RNA from Rhododendron vialii, 990 nucleotides. RefSeq names its product photosystem II core complex proteins psbY, chloroplastic. The record is from RefSeq and is a predicted model, not a curated record. The transcript has a single exon. Gene Ontology annotation, biological process: photosynthesis; cell redox homeostasis. NCBI's taxonomy places the organism in Eukaryota, Viridiplantae, Streptophyta, Magnoliopsida, Ericales, Ericaceae. Bases 200 to 796 code for a protein of 198 amino acids. Gene Ontology annotation, molecular function: manganese ion binding. Gene Ontology annotation, cellular component: photosystem II; chloroplast thylakoid; membrane.
GAAUCUAGACAACCAAAUUCCAUUGGCUCUCCCCUUUGCCUUUCCCCUCCCUCCAUCUCUAUACUCUCCCCUCUUUUCCAUCACACCCAAACCUUGAAUCCACUCUCUCUCUCCUUCUGAUAUUUCUAAUUCCUCCUUCCUCAACCUUCAUAACCCUUCAUCUCCCUUGAAAAAAGAUCAGUCAUAUACCCAACAAAAAAUGGCAGCAACCAUUGCAAUUUCAGCCAUGCUCAAUGCCAAGUGCUUGACCACCCCCAAAACCACCAACCCUUGCAAGCCAGCAGCAAAACCCAUCUCCCUCCUCUCCAUUCAAAACCUCCCAAAAGGCCUAACCACCUCAAACCCAUCACACAAUCCCGCGUCGCUCGCCGGAACCGCCAUCGCCGGGGCAGUUUUCUCGGCCUUGAGCUCGUGCGACCCUGCCAUGGCGGUACAGCAAAUCGCCGUCAUCGCCGAAGGCAGCGACAGCCGCGGCCUAGCCCUGCUGCUGCCGAUAAUUCCGGCAAUCGCUUGGGUUUUGUUCAACAUUCUUCAACCGGCGGUUAACCAGGUCAACCGGAUGCGGAGCACCAAGGGAGUCAUUAUCGGGCUCGGAAUAGGUGGAUUGGCUGGUUCAGGAUUUUUGUCUAGCACGCCUCAUGCAUUAGCCAGUGAAGUUGCUUCGAUUGCUGCCGAUGCUGGGAGUGAUAACAGGGGACAGCUUGUGCUGUUUGUUAUUGCUCCGGCGAUUCUUUGGGUGCUAUACAAUAUUCUUCAACCAGCUUUGAACCAGCUCAACAAGAUGAGGUCUGAGUGACAUGGGUGGGGCUUGAAUGUGUUAUAGAUAGCUCAAGACUACUUGUAAUUGCAACUCCUUUUUAUGGAACUUUUGCUGUAAUGAAUUACUACUCGUGUGCAAAAGUUGAUCCAAGUGUUGUAACAAUUUACCAAGCCAAACCGAGCCUUAAGUUCCAAUCAAUUGGGGUCAACUAUAUGAAUCCGUGUUUUCCA